Molecule: messenger RNA, 593 nt
Organism: Aspergillus sclerotioniger CBS 115572
Lineage: Eukaryota; Fungi; Ascomycota; Eurotiomycetes; Eurotiales; Aspergillaceae
Exons: 1
Coding region: 246-557 (103 amino acids)
Source: RefSeq, a predicted model, not a curated record
AGACUCCGCCAAGACGGAGGAAUUGCUUCUUUACAGAAAUUCGGGCCCAGUCUCCACCAGCCCGAGUGGAUGGACUACUUUAGACUACCGAGACUAAGUGCGCCGGCGCGGACAUCAUGAAACGCCGUAAAUCCCCCGAAUCGCUCCAAGGUCCACCUAUGGCCUUCGAUGAUUCAGCAGACCGGUGGAGCGUCGUAUUCACUGUCCAUCAACAGGGGCCAGCGUACUCGUCGUGAUGGAUAACCAUGUGGCUACUGCUUCUCCUCCCCUUCCCAUCUUGGUUAUCAUCGAUGUCUAUCAUUUCACCCAUGGUCCGGUGUGAUGGAUCCCCUCAUUCCAUCUCCUCGGCCAGUACCGACUUUAGCGCGGUGGUCUGGCUGAGAGGAAUCAACGGUCCUGCUCGAGAGCCCUUGGCUGCUAAUCAAAGAUGCACUUGGCCGUUUCACACCCAUCACCCCGUCCAAUUUUACCGGCAUGGGCCUGAGCCAGAAGGGAAGCUCUAUCAGAAUCUUAGGAUGCCGCCAUCGACCUGUCGAGUCAGGUCUCUCCCUAUAUAAACCCCCAAGCCCAUCCGAAAUCAAUCCUUCUCUCUA